CCGCCUCUUACUCUCUUCUCUGAUCUCUAUCUCUAACCCUAAAUCUCCCCAGCUCCAAGCCUCCAAGCUGCCGCCUCCUUCCAACCAUCGCCAUCACCAUUAUCCUAAAAUGAACUAAAUGGUGCAUCCUAAUUCCUACUCCACGCCUGCUGCCUCCAUUUUCUCUUUCUUUAUUUCUCUUCUCUCGAACUCAUCCACGCCUCCACAUUCCUCUCCCCCUUCAAAAUCGAGGAGCAGAAGUCGCCCAGAUGCCAUAGUGCCAGAUUCCAGAAAUCCUAACUAACUCAUACUAUUUGAUCCUUAGUCGGAUGUCUCUUCUUUUAUUUUACUCUACCCAUGUCGUAAAUUAAAAUUUUAUAAAAUUGUUUGUCUAUGAAAUGUUUCAUUCAGAGUGAGUUGAGAAAAGUACAUUUCUAUUUUUUUAUUGUUUAUAAUAUUUUUAAUUAUUUAUAGUGCUAUCAAUGUUUUAUUAUAAUUAACACAAAUUCUUAAUUAUAAACAUCAUUAUAUUCUCUUUAUCCUCUUUUUAAAAUCCACUUAUUUUAAUUAUUUGAAAAUUUUAUAUUCUGUGUAUAGCACUAGUGAUAACACUAGUUUAUUUAAAAACACCACAAGUAUAUAAAUUAGAUAUCGUUUUAAUUAUUAAUGAUUAACUACUAUUUGUUAUACUUAAUAGCAUAUUUAGUUCGAUAUUAGUAGGCAUUAGGCAUAAUAUUAGUUUAAAAUUAAAGAUUUUUUUUGUCGAUUCUUAGAAUUAAAAAGACCAUUCUUAAUAUUAAAAAUUAAAGCUACCAAAUUAUGUAAUUUACAAAAGCAUAACUAAUCAAUAUUAAUAGGCAUAACUAAUUAAUAUUUAUAUUUGUUAAUUUAGAAAAAAACGUGUGGUAUAGUAUUUUUAACUAAUCAAUAAAAUGUGUAUUAUAUUAAUAUGGGCAGCCCACUAAUUAAUUACCAACCAAAAAUUAGGUCAUUUUUAUACCUUCUUCGCCUAGCAGCGUUCUUCUCCGGUAGUAUUCUUCUUUGUAUUUUUACUUCAAAAAUCUGUAAUGGGAUUGGUUUCACAGUUACAUUUUAAGUUAAGCAUUUUAAGUUUAGCAGUGCUGUUGAAGAUGGUUUAAACCAACCUCAGGAAUGGAAAAUCCCCCUUCGCUACCUUCUCCUAUUCAAAGUAACAGCAUAGCUCAGAAAACGAAAACAACGCCCAUUUAGCUGGAACAAAAGUGGUUUAAGGAAGACCGUUAAGAAGAUGAACGGUGGUAGUGAAAAAGGCGGAAUCUUGGCAACGGAGGAGGGAAAAAGAAGCGAGGGCUUUAACAGGAAGAGGGCUCAAGGAAGGGAUGAGAGCUAUAGGCCGAAAAAGCAGCCGCUCAAUCCUGGUAAUUGGGGAAAUACUUGCAACAGUAAUACCAUUGCUUAUGUGCAGAUCCUUGGAACUGGAAUGGAUACACAAGACACAUCCCCAGCAGUCCUGCUGUUUCUUCAACAGCAAAGAUUUAUAUUUAAUGCUGGAGAAGGACUUCAACGCUUCUGCACCGAGCAUAAGAUCACAUUGUCGAAGAUUGAUCACAUAUUUCUCUCACGUGUCUGCUCAGAAACAGCUGGUGGACUUCCUGGUCUCUUAUUGACUCGGGCGGGCAUGGGAGACAAAGUAAUGCCUGUCAAGAUGUGGGGCCCCUCCGAUUUUGAAUAUUUGCUUGAUGCUAUGAAAUCGUUCAUCCCCAACGCUGCCAUGGUUAAUUCGCAUAGCUUUGGACCAUCACUUGGAUCACCGAGUAUGGUGCUGCAGAGCUUUGAUAAUCCUUUUGUUCUGAUCGACGAAAAAGUGAUCAGAAUAUCUGUAGUACUCUUGAGACCGAAUUAUGAAGAAGUGUCGCAUGGGGAAAAUUCUGACAAACCAACUUCUCCUGAGCCUAUUAAACAUGUGACGAAGCCGGGUGAUCUCUCUGUUAUUUAUAUUUGUGAAUUGCCAGAGAUUAAGGGAAAAUUUGACCCUAAAAGGGCCGCUGCUCUUGGAUUAAGACCCGGCCCAAAAUACGGCGCGCUGCAAGGUGGGAAUCCUGUAAUGUCGGAUAGUCAAGAUAUUAUGGUACACCCAAGUGACGUUAUGGGUCCGUCUGUUCCUGGUCCUAUUGUCCUUUUGGUCGACUGUCCAACAUUGUCGCAUUUCCGGGAUCUGCUGACCGUGCAAUGCCUCGCCCCGUAUUAUGUAGAUAUAGCUCAUGAGGUAAUAGAGGGUUCCAAGAUUGUGAAUUGCGUAAUUCAUCUGACUCCUCUGAGCGUCACUCGGACAGAUGAUUAUCGAACGUGGAUGUCAAAAUUCGGAGCAGCUGAGCAUAUAAUGGCAGGACAUGAAAUGAAAAAUAUACAGGUACCGAUUUUGAAAGCUAGUGCUAGACUCGCAGCUCGUCUUAACUAUUUGAGCCCUCAGUUUUUCCCCUCUCUGGGUUGCUGGACACUGCCGAACAUGGAUUUACCAUCUGAGACAGAGGCAUCACAUGAGGUACGCAUGACAAUAUUUUCAAAUCUUGCGAUUAUUUUGGCUGAGAAUCUUCUCAAGUUUCAUCUGCGUCCCUACGCGAAUAUGGGGCUCGGCAGAUCAAGUAUACCGAAACUAACAUCUCAUUCCGAGAUCAUUCAAGAGCUAUUGUCAGAAAUUCCGGAGGCUAGAGACGCCUCCGAGAAUGUGACCCGUUUAUUGUCGGGUUGCGCUAGUGUGACCGAGGAACCAUGGUUGCUCGAAGAUGCUGUCCCUAGCUGUCUCGAAGAUAUAACCAGAGAAGAUAUGGAGAUUGUUCUUCUUGGUACCGGUUCUUCGCAACCCUCAAAGUAUCGAAAUGUUAGUUCGAUUUUCAUCAAUUUAUUUUCCAGAGGAAGCAUACUCUUAGACUGUGGUGAAGGAAGCUUGGGACAUCUAAAGAGAAGAUUCGGAGUACAAGGUGCGGAUGAAGCUAUAAAAGGUUUGAAAUGCAUCUGGAUUUCGCACAUCCACGCUGAUCACCACACUGGCCUUGCAAGUAUCCUUGCUCGACGACGUGAUCUGUUGAAGGGAUCACCACACGAGCCCACCCUCGUCGUUGGCCCGUAUCAGCUAAAUUGGUUUCUGAGCGCCUACCAGAAGCUCGAGGAUCUGGACUUGCGGUUUCUCGACUGUUCUCAUACAACUGAAGAUGCAUUGGAGGCUUUUGAUUCGAACGAAGGGAACCCGAGCAAGGGCGUCGAUUCAUCUCUGUGCAAGAUUCUCGGAGAACUUGGAUUGGAAGCGCUGGUGAGCUUCUCUGUCAUUCAUUGUCCUGGAGCUUAUGGCGUCGUGCUGCAGGCUGCAAGCAGGAUCAACAGCUCCGGUAAAACCAUUCCCGGGUGGAAAGUCGUCUACUCAGGUGACACCAGACCUUGCCCGAAACUUAUUUGGGCUGCCCGCCGCGCGACCGUGCUCAUUCACGAGGCGACCUUCGAAGACGGGAUGAUGGAUGAGGCGGUGUCUAAGAAACACAGCACGACGAUGGAGGCAGUGGAAAUGGGGAAUUCUGCGGGUGCGUAUAGGAUCAUACUGACUCAUUUCAGCCAGAGAUACCCGAAGAUCCCGGUGUUUGAUGAAGCGCAUAUGCACAAAACAUGCGUCGCGUUCGACAUGAUGAAUGUCAACUUAGCGGAUGUUCAUGCACUGCCAAGAGUGCUGCCAUAUCUCAAAGUUUUGUUUAGAGGUGAAAUAACUAUUGCUGAUGACUCUGAAGAUGUGUAAGCUUAGUUACUGCGCUUGUUGCUUACUUUUUAUAUUUAUUUUUUAUUUAAUGAAGCCACUGUUUUUUCAUUUCA
Salvia splendens (bonfire salvia) is the source of this 3813-nucleotide messenger RNA. RefSeq names its product tRNAse Z TRZ4, mitochondrial-like. Gene Ontology annotation, cellular component: mitochondrion. The record is from RefSeq and is a predicted model, not a curated record. Gene Ontology annotation, molecular function: 3'-tRNA processing endoribonuclease activity. The coding region runs from base 1247 to 3739 and encodes 830 amino acids. Lineage: Eukaryota; Viridiplantae; Streptophyta; Magnoliopsida; Lamiales; Lamiaceae. The transcript is spliced from 12 exons. Gene Ontology annotation, biological process: mitochondrial tRNA 3'-end processing.